Molecule: messenger RNA, 2315 nt
Organism: Alosa sapidissima (American shad)
Lineage: Eukaryota; Metazoa; Chordata; Actinopteri; Clupeiformes; Clupeidae
Product: hemicentin-1-like
Exons: 7
Coding region: 41-1129 (362 amino acids)
Biological process (GO): cell adhesion
Molecular function (GO): integrin binding
Source: RefSeq, a predicted model, not a curated record
CUCAAGCAUACAGUAUGUCUCAAAACCUCUGAACACAAACAUGGAGUCUUUCCCUCUCCUUCAGCAACUUCUCUGGAUCUCCCUUCUGUGUUCUGCCGACUUCUAUGUAUCUGGUCAGAACUGCAGAGGGAGGGAGCCAGUCAUCGAUCCUCCUGCUCUUGUGGUGAAGUACGGAAGUCCAGCUACAGCAACCUGCCGCACUGAGUACAAUACUACCAGGAUGAGCUGGGAGGCAACAAUGGGAGCUUCAAGCAAAGAGAACACACAGCAGCUGGUCUGGAGUGUGGACAGUGUGACUGACUGGUCACUGAAGGAAGGCAUAUUAUGGUUAGCCAUCUAUGAAUAUGAACCCUGUACGACUCAUCUACCCAUCACCAUUUAUAAAAUUCCAGAGAAUGUAGACCUUGUUAUACAUAAUGCUGGUCCACUGGUGGAGGAACACACAUACUGGCUGGAGUGUGAGGUUCAGAGUGUGGCUCCAGUUAACAACCUCACCGUCAUCUGGUUCAGAGGGGACAGCAAGCUGGAACAGUCAGACUUCACUCAGUUCAAUAUUGAGGGCGACGGAGAUCAGAACGUCACUGUGAGGGCUAAUCUGAGUAUCAUAGCUUCCAGAGAGGACAACAGAGCCUCCUACAGCUGUGCUGCCCAACUGGAUCUUGAGAACACAACAGACACCACCUCUAAUAUCGUCCAGCUGGAAGUAUUCUACAAACCCAGAUUAGUGAGCCUCAACCAAAAUGUGAGCUUAACAGAGGGGGACCGUCUGGAGUUGAACUGCACUGCUGAUGCCAACCCCAGCCCCACAUAUGAGUGGAGACGCGACAACAAGACCCUGGAGAACAACAGCAGCAGCAGCAGCACUCUCCUCAUCGAGUCUGUAGAGAUGGACAGUGCUGGUGUCUAUGAGUGCAUCGUCAGCAACACUCAGGGGAAAGUCUCUGUAAAGAUAAGAGUGGAUGUCAGGAACAACCCGAGGGGAAUCAUAAUAGACAACCCAAGGACAAUCAUAAUAGACACACCGAGGGCGAUCAUGAUAGGUGUGGUGGUCGUAGCGCUGGUCGUGUUCCUGGUUUUAGUGGUUCUGAUCAGGAGGAAGCACUGCAAAAGAAAUGAGCCCCACCAAUGAGAGCCCCUCCAUGUGAAAUGAAAUCAGCAGAAGCAGGAGAAGAGCCUCCGAUCACACUCAAGGUCCCAAAAUCAUGUCUGGCCAUGAUACUGCAUACCUUGUGAGAAUUUGCAUAUUUUUUUAAAUGUUUAAUAAUCUUAUUCAUAUAACCACUGCUCCCUGAAUGCAAGGAAAUGGGAUACAACAUGGAUAAGAGAUAAUGCUUAAUUGGACCGAAAUAAUUGACACAGUUGAAUCAUAUGAGCAUUGUAUGUGUUUUCUUGGAUAUGUAUGUACAUAUCUUGGUAUGCCAUUAUAUACAUUACACAGGGUUCCCACGGGUCAUGGAAUUUCUGGGAUGUCAUGGAAUUUCUAAGUAUAUUCCAGGCAUGGAAAUCAGGCAUUGAAAAUGAUCAUUUUUGGGUCAAAGUCAUAGAAUAUCAGGGAAUUUUGUUGUAGCAGUUUAAAAUGUGCUAGACUGGGCGGCGGUCAUAUUUCGUACUGCUCUGUGCUACAUCUAGUUUAGCUCCAAUGUAGUCAUGUUACAAUUUGCAAAAUUCUACUCCAAGGAGCAAAACACCUCCACAGAUUUGCACAGCAUAACACACAAUGUCUGCCUCACCCUUUUUGCAAAACAUUACACACAGUGAUUUGUAAAACUCUACACACAUUUUCACACCUUAUGGCCUCCUUACACCAAACAACUUUGACAAGAUUUGGGAAAGAUUCUUGAAAGAUUAAAAGUCUUUUUUGAGAAAAGCUUGAAUGGGGGGCAUUAGUUGAAAGACUACAAUCUUUCAAGAAUCUUUCCCACAUUUUGUCAAAGUUGUUUGGUGUAAGGUGGCCAUUAGACACAGAUAAGGAUUGUGAAGUUACUUCCUUGUCAUUGCAAAGCCCCGGAUGGCCAAUGACCACACUAAUGAACGAAUUGGAUACAUUAAUCACAUCCACCAGGUGUGGAAGCACACAUGUGCUAAUUUGUAAACACAGCACUCAGGUGUACUAUAAAAGGCAGCAGCUUUUACAGUAGUUUUUCUUCAGAGUCAAAGUCUAUGUACUUCAUGCAGUCAUUUUUAUUUGUCUACAAAUUUUACUGUAUUUGUUUCUUUGAUUUCAUUGUUGGUUGAUUACUGUAAUGAUUACUGUACUGUACUGAUUAUGGUAAGAAAUACUGUAUUUCAAGUAUUGAAAUAAAUACUUAAAAAUA